Molecule: messenger RNA, 1871 nt
Organism: Musa acuminata AAA Group (dessert banana)
Lineage: Eukaryota; Viridiplantae; Streptophyta; Magnoliopsida; Zingiberales; Musaceae
Product: ras-related protein RABA3-like
Exons: 2
Coding region: 44-739 (231 amino acids)
Biological process (GO): vesicle-mediated transport
Cellular component (GO): endosome
Molecular function (GO): GTPase activity; GTP binding
Source: RefSeq, a predicted model, not a curated record
CUUCCGACAGCAGCCACAACAAGGAUCGGAAGAGGCGACAGCGAUGGAAGACGAGUGGGGUGCGGAGAGGGCGGCGGAGAUCGACUACGUGUUCAAGGUAGUGGUGAUCGGCGACUCGGCCGUCGGGAAGACGCAGUUGCUGUCGAGGUUCACCAAGGACGAGUUCUGCUUCGACUCCAAGUCCACCAUCGGCAUCGAGUUCCAGACUCGAACCAUCGUGCUCAACCGCAAGCGCAUCAAGGCCCAAAUCUGGGACACUGCCGGCCAGGAGAGGUACCGAGCGGUCACGAGUGCUUACUACAGAGGAGCUCUCGGUGCCAUGCUGGUGUACGACAUCACCAAAAGGCCGACGUUCGAUCACGUGGCGAGGUGGGUGGAGGAACUGCGAGCGAACGCGGACAAGGCCAUCGUCAUCAUGUUGAUCGGGAACAAGUCCGACCUCGCUGAAAAAAGGGCGGUGUCCACCGAGGACGCCGUGGAGUUUGCGGAGGAACAAGGGCUGUUCUUCUCGGAGGCGUCUGCACUCAGUGGCGACAACGUGGAGAGCGCGUUCUUGAGGCUGAUAGAGGAAAUCCAUGGAGUGGUGUCAAGGAAGGACUUGGAGAGCGACGAAGGCAGCAGAGACGGUGGUGGGAACGAUGUGCUGAGACUAAAGGGGAACAAGGUGUCGGUUCUUUCUGAUGUCUCAAUGAUGGAAACCAGUGCCCUGAGAAAAGGAACUCGGUGUGCUUGUUCCUGACAUGGCCAGGACGCAGAAAUCAUAGCGCCCAUGAAGAGGUUCGAGAGGAAAGGAAUGAAUGGUUGAUUGUGUUUUUCUCAACUGUUAGUCAAGUUUUCUGCAUAUCGAUAGUUUCAUUUUUCGCUUUAUGGACUGAGAAUAAAUAGUACGAAAGCAUCGUUACAUUGCAAACUCUGUUUCAUUAGUGUUAAUUGAUAAAUAAAAGAUGUGGUACCUAUCAAACGACAACAUAAUGUUGAUGUUAAAAAUAAUAAACCAAUGUAUAUACAUACACUUAGCAUUUUCCAAUUAGUAGAGUUAUUGAAAAAUCAAAAAAGAAAAAGAAAAAGGGAAAAUAAAAUGAUCAGAAGAAACAACAAAGGCUAACCGAUGAUUUCCUGGGUGGGGUUGAGUUGCUCUACUUUGGGUCUUCCCGGGUCAACUCACUCCGUCCAUUGGGUUGAAGUGCUCGACUCGCCUAACUCGCUCCAGGAUGACCCAUCCCUGGGCUUCUCGUCCUCGGCCCCCUCCUCGCCGAUCUCUGUCUCCGCCAGCUGGAACCGCCGACGUCCUCCACCGCGGCCCGCAACCAUGUCGUACACCCUCGCCUUUAAUUCCUCCGGCAAGCAUGCGUGAGGCGGCGAGGACGCGAAGUCAGGGACGCUCCCGGGGCCGUGCCUCAUGCCAACGACCACGUAGCCGUAGCCCGGGAGAACGAUGUUGUCGAUGAGGAUCGGGGUGGCGCUGCGGAGAAAGAGGCCGUCGAGGGUCUCUCCGGCGGCGAGGUGGGACUUCAUGCUCCGGGAAGAGGCGUCCGACUCCAGCGGCAACGACGACGACCCAAUUGGUGGAAGCAAGGGUUUUUUGGGCGGGGAUGAAAAUGGCGGUGGUGAGGGCUCGGCUGGAUCCGCGGGGCGUGAGGAUCGAAGGAGGGUUUUGGAGAGGUAGGGUUUCUGCAGGCGAGGAGACGAGGGUUUGCUUUGGGUUUCCCAGCGUUAGCUGCCGCCGUCAAAGACAGAGAGGCGGCCGUUCCUUCUGAACUCUAGAGAGAGACUCCCGUCCCUGGACGGGCCGAUACGCCGACAGAGAGGCGGGCGGAUAUGCAGCACGUAAAACGGGGCCCACACAAGUGCCAUCGAUUUUCCAACCAAAA